Molecule: messenger RNA, 436 nt
Organism: Dicrocoelium dendriticum
Lineage: Eukaryota; Metazoa; Platyhelminthes; Trematoda; Plagiorchiida; Dicrocoeliidae
Source: the annotation of a GenBank genome assembly
AAAACGCUAUGAGGAGGCACAACAAUCCCAUCGGGACCAAGAGGAUGCUGCACGUGCAUUGUCCGAAAAGGUAAAGGAACUAAGUUUGGAGAACCGAGGAUUACGGAUCGUGUUGUCACAUUUGAAGACUGAACUCCAGGACGGACUCAUCGUACGGUAUACUCCUACUAUUGAAGAGACUAAUAGCCCCGUUGCCAGACGUGAUUCACCACCUGACUCCAGCAAUCUUGAUGAACUCCAAAGGCUACAGGUCAGAAUCAAAGAGCAGACCUUGCUUCUCCAAUCGUAUCGCGAAAAACUCUUCGAUAGCGAAUCACGUAUUGUCCAACUGGACCGACAACUGAGUGGUAAUAUGUGUCGCAGUUAUGCAUCGAACAUGUGUUUCACUCUGGGUUAUUCGCUGACCCAGCUCCAGUUACACUCGAAUUCAUAUUGA